UGAUUUCUUUCCAGAAAUGAUUAAUACGAAUCUUAGGCAGUUCUGUGUAUGAUACAACAACAACCCGUUACAGUACUAUUGUAAUCGCUGAAGUGACAGCCGACAGCGUGACUUAUCUAAUUCUACAGUAGCCGAGGGUGUAGGUGUAUGAUAUCAGGAAUAAAAGCAGCUGGACCCUCAACCCUAAACUUUUUCCAGCAUGAUAACAUGGACAAAAUUACUGAGUAGCAACAGUUUUGUUGCGUGUCCGGCGCAGGGGUCCGAGAGAAUGAAAAGAAGCGUCGUCGGCACAGUAGCGAGAUGCCGCUCGUCGCCGCUCGUGACGCCUCGUUCUUCUGCCACCUCGAUUAUCUAACCUGAAGAUCUACUCAGGUUCGGGUAGGGUACUGACCACGAUGGCCGUUUCAGAAGAUUCCACUGUGCGAGGAGGCGGGACGUCGCGGAUGCGUCCUGCUGAGUCGUCACAGGAGUUCGAUCGUUUGGUCGGUGCGAGUCCUUCCGCACCAUUGCAACCCUCCUCUGGAAGCACAGCGAUGCGUUCGUCGCACGAUUCGAAAUGCAGUGACGCUUAUUUGCAACGACGACGAAGGGCGAAGACAAAGGCUCUUUACACUUUUUGGAAAAAAGUCCGUCGAAAGAUGCGAGCGUGCUACCGGGGUACGGUCGGGCGGCUUCGCGUCGGAGUCCCUGCUGCUUUGCUUUACCGGUGGAGGUCUGCUCUGGACCACCACAUCCACCGCGAAACUGACACUGAGCAAGAGGCGCUCAUCGAUAGAACAAGUAUACCGACACAGGCACCAUGUUGUCCACCAGGUAAAAGUAUUAGUCUACUUCAUCUGCAGGUGCAUCGAGGAAGAUCAUUACCCGCACGAGAAAAUCGUUCUGGGCGACGGAGGAAGAAGGAACCACCACCAGACAUCAAGGGGCUCCGAUGCUCUCGGCGUCUUCACGCGGUAAAAAAUUCUCUUUCUGCCAGCAGAAGAUCUGAACUAAAAAGAGUACUACCAUCACCACCGCAGAGGCGGAGGCCAACUAUAACAUCAAACUGUAAAAACUACUCCGGACGACUAACGACCUUUAUAUCACACAUAACCACCCUGCGUCUGAUGACGCUUUUCGUGAUGUUUUUCGCAACCCCCCACCCGGCGACCGAAAUGGGUACUAAAACGUCCCCACUGAACCCCUUUUCCAUCCUGCAGCGGUUCAAUGGUGGGUCUUCCGACGCCAGCGACUUUUCGCAGGACGGCAGCGGCAGGAAUCCGGCGAACCAAAAGCCGCUGCACGAGUCGCUUGGCUGCAAGUGGUCCGAGCUGCCGCCCGUCAUCCCAGCAGUGGACAAAACGGGCUAUUUUACGCACACCGGCCUGUUUGGGUUCGCGCCCGAGAUGAACAAUCGCGUCGUGCUGCAGAAAGCAAACUCGCACGUGAGUGUGGAUCUCUCGGGUGGUGGAGGUACAAGUACAACAGGCGGAGAUGGGCAAACGUCGACCCAGGAGCUGCAGCUGAAGACGGUGUGCAAUAUGGCGGUGGAGGGAACGGACCAGCUGCCGUGGUUCCAAACGUCGGAUCAGGUCGUGAAUGGGCAGGUGCAGACCGGAAGAAUACGGAAGUGCGAAUUUGAGCUCGGCGCGAACGGACCCUACAGAAGGUGCGAGAUGAUCGGUCUGGAACUGUCCCCACCCGCUUCCAACGCCGGAGGUGUCUCUUCUUCGCCUUUUUCCGCCAACAGCAACAACGAUCCCAACGGGAACGGGCAACUGGAGAGCAGACUUCUCGGUACGACCGCGCUCGUGUUCCAACCGCCCGCGCAGGUUUUCACCUGGAACAGCGGGCUGGAGUGCAUUCCGAUCCGGCUCGACUUGCGGUGUUGGUCGGCGCUGCAGCCCAGCGUGGGAAUCCCCUUCCCGCAAUACACCGUCCCGGGGAGCCUGAGCUUUUUCACCAGGCAAACGAUGUGCGGGUCCGCGGACUACGACUUCACAAAGAUUGCCAGCGCCGGAAGUUCCCUUCCGCCGGCAACGGGCGCCGCGGGCGAGCCGUUUCUGGACAAAGUGGACCACGACAUCGUGGCGGAGGGCAUGAACGUGAUGCGCUUAGAGGGCGAGGGCGGGAACAAUAAUUUGAAAAAACGCGUGUUGCGGAAUUACUACCACUGGGACAUUGCGCACCUGGUAGACGACAAUUACUUCAAAAAAUCCGCGCCGCGGAACGCGGAAAAGGCCAAGUCGCAGAAUUGGAUGUCGCUGCACUACAUCAACUGGGAACUGGCGAGUGGCGUCACGUUGCUGCACGCGAAGGUGGAAUCCCUGACGCCGGGGAUUCACUACCGGCUGGCCCUCUUGCGCGGGAAGGACAUGCCCUGGGGCGAGAACCACGUGGACGGGGUUAGCGGAACCAUGAUCGAAUCAGGCCAACUACAUAUCGAAUGGAAAUUUGGUAGAGGUUUUUGUGGAUAGAAUCAUGCACGUAUUAAAGAGUAAGGAUUGAGGUGAAGAUUCGUCGCAAGGGCCCUCAUCAUCGCAUCUUUUUGGCAUGUCUGACUGCACAAACGAAAACAAGCAACUGGCUUCUAGCUGCAAGAUGAUCGUGAAAUUAUUUUGGUGUAGAAGUAGAUAGAAAGAAUAAGGAAAGAAUAAGAAAGAAAUUAAUGCGAAAUAGAUACGCUUCUUCGAAAUAGAAACCUACUAGAAAAUUUCCAUUUCAUUCCCUUGGAGCGCGCCCUUUCCAGUUUUCCCGGCACGCAAGAUUCGAACUCGGACAAUUUUGCCACUCUGCACAUUCUCGUGCACGUGGAUUUUGACGUCUCGGGCACCGAAAACCGAGUCCAGUUCGCGAAGACCGCGUUACCGGGAAACAGCGACUUGACGAGCAACGACCCGAAGCUCAAAGCCAACGACGACUGCAUCGGGAAUGCGUUGCGGCAGUACCUGCAGAACCCCACUCCCGUCACCGACUUCGGACAAAGCAACGGUCUAAACGGCAGGGUUUUUAGGGUAUUUCUAUUUAUUUUUAUUUUAUGAGGUGGCGUCUUGCUCUUUACCCUGGAAUGGCAAACACGGUGUUUGAAAAUUGAAGUUUUCAGUUCUUGAAAUAAAAUGACAAAUGUUUAUUGAGUGCACAACAACUUGACGUAUACUACGUUUCAACAACCACUUCAGAUGUUCUUCGAGUUUUCCGCCAUGCGGACCCACCAAACCGCGGAGCAGCUGAACCAGCACUGGCACGGCGCGGGCGGCCACUGGCUGGGCGCGUUUGCGGAGAACUUCAAACUCUCCCGUUCGUCCUCGAGCGGCUCCGACAGCGGGGGCGCGGGGAACUCCGUACAGACCAAAUUUCACCAGGCCAGCCUGGACGACCUGGCGGUGGACGACAUCGAGCACGUCCCGCUGUACUUGGGCGACGUCCCCAUCACGUGCGACGCGACGCACAACUGGCCGAGCGACUACACGGAGGUUUCCGAGUCGGUUGGCAAGUCGAUCCGCAUCAACGACGUUUUUGAGAUCUCCCACACCCUGCACUACAUUCGACUCCACAUCAAGGACAAGUCCCUCGCGCGCCUCUACGUCGCGCCCGAAUCCGGCGCGGUUGGGCUCGUCACCGCAGAUUUGGUCAAACUUGUUUCCGACGAGGACGACGGGGCCGUUACCGACAUCGACACGGAGACCUUCCCGCCCGUGGAGGCGGUGAUUCUGCCCUUCGGAAACCGGCAGCGCAUGCUGGCAGCGGAGAUCCGGACGCCGGGCAGGUACCUGAUCCGCGUGAAAACGCCCUUCCUGCCCAUCGGCGGGCUCUACACGUGCAAAUCGGUGAAGAUCCGGCUGCAAGUUUCGCCCGUCUCGAUGGUCGUCUGGGACGACGCGCGGGCGUGCUCGUCGGACCAGCCGGACGGUGCGGGGCUGCUGCAAGAGGAGGUGUCGAGGAAGGUGACGGACAGCUUUUCCCCGAACUGGAUGGAUUCCACGGUAACGCUGACGCACAAAACGGGGAACGCGGCGAAGAGCUUCAUGGUGGGGAACCACUUCAACGGGAUCGGGCACCCGGUGCGGGAGGAACCCGUGAAGAACACGCUGCUGCGACUCGGCAUCCAGUCGGACUUCCUGAUGGCCGGCCUGGUGGUCGGGAUCUGGACCACGCCGGGGAAGCAGGCGAAGGUCGGGAUCCCCAUUGCGUCCCCCAUGGACCAAGAUUUCGGGUUCCUGGAGCUGCUGAAGUGCGAGAGCUGCAUGGUGCAGAUCAUCUACGUCCCGUUUCAAAACGUGUUGCAGGACAAACAGUACUGUGCGCCCUACAGUCUGGACAUCGCCAACGUGGCCUUGCAAAACGUCGCGAAGUGCAAUCUGCUCGCGCCGGAACUCCCCCUCGGCGUCUCCUACACGCAGGGCGGGGGACCCGGUUUUUUGGACGGGGACUUUUUCUUUUCGAAAACCAGUUCUUCCACCUUCAGCAGCCUGUCGUCCUCUUCGGCUGGAGCGAGCCCAGACGUGAUCGAGGCGGAGAUCGACGUGCCGCUAGGGAGCCGCGAGCACGGUCUGCUGGUCGCCUUCGGCCGGGCGGACGGACACUUGGUGACGUUCGAGCGCUCCCUCGCCGUCGGGGGGUACGGCACGCCAACCGGCCCGUCGGGGCGGUCGGACCGCGAGCAGCUGUUCUCCUUUUGGUCGCAGUCCGGGGGGGACCGCCUGCGAAUCCGGCUCCGCCCCGAGGUGAUGGCGCUGGAGGCGGCCUGCAUCAACGUGAAUUUGCACAUUUUCGCCGCGAAGCUGGAGAUGCUGCCGCUGUGCCCGUGGAAGGACACGCGGAUCGUCGUGAACGGACAGUCGAACAGUCUGACGAAGGAGUCGGAACUGGCCAAGUUCGAGGAAGGCGUGAAGGAGGCGCUGGCGCUCAUCAAGUCGCUGUCCGAGGGCACGCCGGUUGCGAGUCAGACCUCGAGCGGCUUGAGUCCAGUCGUGGGGGAGCAGCUGGACGGAUCGACGGAAUCCAGACACUUGCUGCGCCACCUGAUCCGCGCUUUUCUGCCCAUCGACUUGCUGGGCGGGAGCGGGCAGAGUGGCAAUGCGCAAAUCAUCGGGGACGAGCUGCUUCGCGAACCCUUCAUGGUCAACAGCCCGCAGGGGGUGCGGGUCCGGUUUGAGCUGUCGCUCGAUCCACCCAUGGUGCCGAUCGAGCUGGUCAUCGAGGACGCCAACGGUCUGGAAUACGGUCGGGCGAGUCGGAAGCGCGGGCGGAGAUUGCUGUUCACGUCGAACGCCUUGCCGGAAGGGACGUAUUACCUGAUCCUGUCUCUUCCCCCGGUGGCAGAUCGGCUCCGGAAGCCGCCAGACGGGUUUCCCGACGCGAUCGCGACAGGUGCGUACUGUAUCGACACGACUCUCAUGAUCGUUGCGGAGCCGGGUGGCCCAACGGAUAGCUGGCGACAGGAGUUACUGGCCUAUCCGGAGUUGUUCGCAGUGGAGAAGCUGAAUCACUACCCGGUGCACCUGCAUUCGGAGUUUACGGAAAUGGUAUACUGGAACAUAACGUCGAUGACUGUGAUUUAUUCGUAUCCCGAAAACAAAAUAAGUACACAAAUUCGUCGGCACCUCAAUCAAGGCGUUACGAGGCCGUAAUGCCGUUUCUUCAUCUUCAGAAAUUUUGUAGAGCACAGUUAUGCUCAGGUUGACCAACAUGGUAAAAUCAAAGCAAAAUUUCCUGAAACAGGUGCUCUCCGUUCCCCUUCGCGUGAAACACUCCGGUUCGUCCCUGACGAUCCGCAAAUCCGCGGGCAGGAAGGUCGCGCUGCGCAUGCAGUCCGAGCCGCUGAACUUGAAAUACGGGAAACUGAUGCUCGAGGAUCCAGUGACCCAGGAAACCAAAUCCCUCUCCCCGUCCGGGUUCCUGCUGCUGGAUACUUCCGCGAACGAGGUCAUGCUGAAAUUUCUGUACAACUGCUCCCCGGGCGCCAACGACUGCGGCGAGCAGCCGUUUCUGCUCACGCUGGCCAUGGCCAACGAACUGGAAUCCGUCGCCGGGACCGGCGUCGCGCCCCUGCAGCAGACCAUCAAGGCCGCGGCCGGCCCGCUGAGUGGCGGUCUUCCGAGCAGCCGGAAUUUGCUGGGCUGCACCCAAUCCGCGGCGAAUUCCGCGGAGGAACCGUCGGUGUUUCUGCGCGACCUGUGGCAGCCAGAGGUGGCCCGACAGGUGCGGGACCUGGCGUUCAACCCGAACCAGAAGCAAACCAUCGCGGCCAAUCUGCCGAUCUGUCUGACCAAGACCUUCGUGAAGCAGCCGGACGCCGCGGUCAACAAUGACCCGGUUCUCGGCACCACCACCGUCCGCGCCUUCGACGUGCAGGUGCCGGGGCCGUCCGCGAUCAAGCUGACAUACUGGGCCUCGGACCUGGCGUAUCACACGAAAAAAGUGUUACAGUUACACAUUUGUUUGCAAUUCAGCAACACAAAUUUUCUCUGUGUGGCAGAGAAAACUUGUAAUGCGAAGAUCAUAAGGGAAAACAGGAAGGAAACGAGGUUCCCAAGCAUCUCCUGCAUGAGAAAGGUUGUCUGUGUUGCCGGUCUUGCAACACAAUGUGUAACUGUAACACUUUUUUCUUGCGAUAUGGCCCAGGCCAGCGUGAAGGUGGGACUCGUCACCAUCGAGGGCGUGUUAUCCUGAGUAAAAACGUACCCACACCAGAGUUGUGAUGCAGAUUUGCAAAGGCAGGAAAACUUGUAGUGCGCAUCCCCAUGAGAGCUAUUCCCAAUCGUGUUUUGAAAUUUGUGAUGCUGUGAACAGGAUGAGCAGAUCAAUCUGUGACGCGGCUGCACUUGCUAACCUGCACUACGCUGCAGAGUAAAACUUGUCAUGCGUGACUCACAAAGCUCCUAGGUUUGUGUUGCAAAAUCCCCAUCCUGACUCUGGUGUGGGUACGUUUUUACUCAGGAUACGUGUGGAUGGCGGAGCAGCGGGGGUCGUUCAUGGGUCUGUCCCUGGAGCUGCCCGGCCCCGCGAUCUACACGAUCCGGGUCGCGCUGACCGAGAUGCCGCACGAGUCCAACAGUUUCGGUACGACGGUCGAGGACGCGUUUCUCGGGCACUUUCUGAUUCAAACCGUCCCUCUCGGGGACGAGCUGCGGUACGACCGGUUGGAAGACGACGCGAACCUGUUUUCCCAGCAGCGCCAGCAGAACGAGCAACUGCAAAAGUUUCCGGUCGUCGACGUGUCGGCCGCCCGGGACCUGCGGCCCCGGUCGAAGUGCCAAUUUUCGGGUGGCACGACGCUUCUACCGAUGGAUUUCUUCUCCGCCCACGGCGGGUCCGAGGUGUUUCACGGGCCGGUGCGCGCGGCCCACUUCCCGGCGCCGCAGCUGUACCACGCGGAGGUGCUGCUAACCGACGUGCACGACGGGCGAAAGAAGGUGUUUUUGGAGCUGCCCGACGACCUGCAAGCCGGACAGUUCUUCACCUACAAUGGCGGAAGUUCUACUUCCGGCCUCGGGGGCAUUUUCUCAUCGUCAAACACAGCCGGUUCCUCAUCGAAUCCGCCGUACACCUACCAGCUGAAGUUCGGCGGCGACUUCCCGGCCGGGUCGUCUUGCGGCGGACAGCAAGUGGGGUUCCGGCUCGAGUCCAACGGCCUCCCCGUCGUGCCGCUGUGGAGCUCCAAGGACAGCAAAGUCUACAGCAACCUGCAGCCGAAACAGAAGCUGUGGCUGGUGUUUCAUCGGGAGCACCGGGUCCGCGGUGUGUCCGCCUGCCAGCGGUUCCACUUUUUCCUGGCGCUGAGCGCCACGGCGGGCGGGGGCUCGGUUGUGCCCCCGACGCAGCUGCAGCCGAAAUCGGUGGACCAGGAGCCGGCGUGCGCAGACGGCCGCCCGGGAUCCAGAACUGCGUGGCUGCUGAACAUACAAAAGACUUCUACCGCGGGCCAAGAUUCGCGAGCAGCAAAUCUUCCCGUCGUGUCUGGCGCAGUUGUGUUUCCGCAGCAAGUGCUGCAGACGGCGUUGUACGAUGCGGAUGGGUACACUGUGGCCCCCGUGCUCAUGCAGCGCGAGGAGCGGGAAAGGUACCGAGCCGAUAGCAGUGUAGUGAACUGGAACGAGGUUGAGAACAAACUCAUCACCCUGCCCGGCUCGUUCUCCGUGCGCAGGUUGAAGAUCAACUUCCCCGCGGACCUGGUCGCCACCCUGCGGGGCCAGGCGUUCAUGAACGAGAAGCAGCAGACGCCCUACGUGCAGAUCCGAGUGGCGUUUUCCUACCUGUCCGGCUCUCCCGCGUUCUCCGCGGGGAAGGAAUCAGUCGCGCGGUGGGCGCAACAAGAAGCGGACGACUCCUUUCCUGGACUGGACAUGGCCCGCGUGUUGGUCGUGGAGUUGGAAGAGCUUUUAGACCACGAGUUCCACUUUUGGUGGGAAUAAGCAUGGAAAAUUGUAAAGCAUCGCGCUAAAGAACAAGUUGUGAAGAUUACAACACAAAUUAUAAUGUUAGCGAGAACACAAGGCCAAACAGUUCAAAACAAGCCGAAGGGGCUGAAGUUGUUCAAAUCCUAAAGGGGUCAGCUGUAUGACUUGCGUCCACAGGCUGCCAACGACCUGAGGGCAAUGGGAAAAGUCUCAAAGGUUCGGGAUCCCGCCAGCUGUAGGGCUGGCCUAAGCAUUUCCAUGACGGGGAUCAGGUCGGUCAUCAUCAUCAGGCGGAUCCUAGGGAUUCCGAUCAUCAUCAUGCUAGCGCUAAGGGUAGGGAUUUAGAUCCUAAGGAUUCCGAUCAGCUAAGGCCUUGGGUGUUGGGAUCGAUUUAGGUCGGUGAGAUUCUUGAACAUUUGGCUGCGCAGGCAGCUGCAUAAUGAUCUUCGUCAACACCCCUCCUAGAAUCGUCUCGACUACCCAUCGGAAAUCCUAAGUAAAAGUCUAAAACUAGCGCAAAACAUAAAGUCAAAAGUCUAACUUAGAAACUCGAAGCCAGAAGUCUAGAAAUCAUAGCAGUGCCUCUGUAAACCGGCCAUCACGGCUCCUGCGCAGGACAUUCAUCCAUAGCAGCGCUACUCCUCACUGGGCUGCACUGGGAGACCAGCUAUGCCGUGGCGUGAGCGCAGCAACUGCUUACCGGGGAAUCUGUCUCCAUGUGAGUUGCAGCUGUCAACGCUUGGCAAAGCCAGGCAGACAGACUCAGCAAAGCAACGCGAAAGCGGUCACUUCGCUUGCCUUUCCUCACAUCUCUUCGCUCAAGGGGAACAAAGCAAGAGAGAAACUCAAACUACAUGCCAGCAACGCAAUUCAGGACUGUUCCACUCCCAUGUCUGUCCUCAACGUAGACAAGGGUCUCCCUAUGUUGUGGGCCGUUGGAGAUGGAAGCAACUGGACAGAAGAUCGCAGUGGAUUUCUAUACAGCACCCAAUCGACAACGUCACCGCAUAGCGAGUAGCGGCGCAAGAAUUGCGUAGCGACCCUCUACGUCUAGGUCUGCGACCAUGUCAGUCAAAACAUCAGUAAAGAUACUUCAGAAGGAGAAGGACCUUACUACCCAGGGCGGCACGCGCCAACACCUGUCCCCUCCUCAGCUGAGGAACGGCGACUGUGUGGGCGACUGUGCUGCUCACUGGUCAGCUACACACCAAACAAAGAAUAGGCUCUACGUAGCGCAAUCUACUAAAAGUCUCUACUUCCUUCUACUGUGUCAGAAACGUAGCCUCCCUGCAGGUUCACAACGGGGCUCCCCUCCUCAAGUCAAGAACAUCCUAAAACAGUCCGGGGACUGCCUGACCCUAGGACGCUCCCGGCUUGAGAGGCGACACGCCUCGAAGCUCACCCGAGGGCCUGACGUCUUCGAUCUAGAAGCCAGAACGUCAGCAACUAGACAUGCUCACUAGACUGCGCAUGAGACUGGCAAGUCUCAGUGGCGUGGUCAUGAGUCUUACUGUCGUAGCUGUCUGCGUCAGCUAUCUACGACAAAAUCUCAAUACUACUGGGAACCACAUAGACUAUCUAUCUAGAGCUACUGAGCUAAGCAAGGGAAUCCAGACUAGAGGCCUCGAUAUAUCAAGCAGACUUGCUGCAUGUCCGUGAUAUUGGCAUCUUGCUUCUGGGAGAUGAAGCACGCCAGUCCGUCUGACUACCAGCACCAUUCGCACGUAGGAACGCUGGGCGUCCAUCGUGGGUGUGGUUGCCUCCAGGAAAAUAGACCUGGCGGAGUCAGGUAAUGUCAUUUGUGUCGUGCGCUUCGUCCACUUGUUAGGAACCUCAAUCCGCCGGCGGUGACUUGACGCCAGGGAAGAAGUCUGCCUAGCUCUCACAUCAUCAAACUAGAAGAGAGCAAAGGGGCCUCGCGCCUCUUCUUCCUUCAUCUCAUUCGGCCUGCUCGGCAUCGAAUUCACUACGCUUCACGCGUUUCACAUCUUUCACAUUCGCCAGCCUUCGCGGCAGUUUCACCUCAUUCAGAAUUUUGCUUCGUGUGCUAUCUAGGAAAUAGACUCGCAGCUGAGUAGUCUUCGCCAUGCGUACUGUUUCCUGGCUGCUCCACUACUGUAGACCCGGGCUAGGACACUGCGCAAGGCAAACCACCGAAGCGGCGCGCUGUGCCUACCUACAAGGGCUCUACUAGGGUUCUGCUGUGUCCGGAUAGCGCCCGGCUGGCCUAUCAAGACUAGUGGGGCUAUGCACCUGUCUCACCGAGUCACUCCUGACUUCCAUAUGACACAAGGCUUCGCGAAGGCAUCAAGCCAACAGCGAAUGACAACCAAGGCCAAUCGGACUCCCUGACCAGGCUGGUAGCGAGGUCUAGACAUGGGGUCCCUGAGCUGAUCAAAGUCAUGCCUGGAGUUUUGGACUCACCUAGCAACUCAGCGCUUUUGCUAGGCCUGAGUUUGAGGGUGCUAGGAAAGGAGUUCCUGCCUCAGAGUGAGUUUGAAUAUAAGUGCACCAGGAUCGGGCUGCAUGUUUCUCAGCCAGAGCCGGAGGCAUGUUGCAUCAGGUAGACUCAACGCUCUGCCAGUGGUGAAACGCUCGAACCUCCGCAAGCACGCCCUCCCUGAGUGGGUCGACUGCCUGUGAUUCGAUGCAGGGAUCACUCACAUGGAUAAGUCUCCAUAUAGAUGCUGAGCGUGUCUCGCGGUCUGGAAUCAAGAUCCCUAACCACUCGCACACGCUCGCCCGACUUCGUCCGAGUCAAGUCUUUCGUCGAAGAAACGCACCGCGUCAAGUGUGUCUUCGCGUGUUUACAGCAUCGGAGUUCCAGAAACGAGUGGAGUCGCGCUAUUCAGCGCGAUGCCGCCACGAAUCAGGAACCACAGGUAUACAGUCUGGACAGCUCUUCUUGUGUUCACCUAUGCGAACUGGUGGAAGGUAAGCAUGUGGACAGGCUCACCUCCUCAGGGCGACUGAAGCAGGGCGCUUAUAGUCGUCCUCAUAUUGAUAGAACUAGACCUCGCGGUCUAACGCGUUCUAUCUUCCAGAUUGUAAUCCCGUCACAAGCUGCCUCGGGGCCUUCCGACCUCGUGCUCCAGCUUGUGCCUAACUGAGAUGGCUAUCCAGGGCUCCUGUCACUGAGAGAACACCUCUCGAGCCUUCGCUGGAUCUCUGUGCGACUCCUUCACCUCAUUGAAGGGUCUUUGCUUGACUACAUGGACUACCUUUGCUCACGCGUUUCAUUCAGACACCAUCCUCCCAGGCGAAUCACGCGCGUGAUGCGACCGCUCCGAGGGUGCCAACCACGGAAGAGUCUUCACGGCGAUCAUCUAGCGGGCUGAAUUUCACAGCGUGAACCGGACUGGCUGUCCCAAAACCCGACCUAACAACGCCAGGGCGCUGUCGCUCGUUCCCCUCCUCAGGCUGAAGGCCUUCGGAGAGCACUAGCGCGGUCUUGGCUGGGGCCGUCCUUCUCUUUCAACUUCAUAGACUCAGUCUUCUGCCUUCUUCUCAACGUGCUCCGCCCCAUGAACCUCCAGGCGAUGAGCCGACCAUCCAAGUCUAGUCGUCCAAGCGCGGGCGGAACCGGCUGCGACGCGCCGUCUCGAAGGGCAAGAUAAAUUCCAUAGAUAGACUCUCUUCUAGCAUACAAGACGCAGUCCCUAGUCGUGCUCACCUUCACGAAGCUCCGGCUGAAGGAUAAGCCUACGGCCACGCAAUGGGCUUUCAACGCUAUCCAGGCAACCAGAGCUACCGCUAAGGCUAACACAGGGAUAGAAGGGGGUCUCCACCUGCACAGGGCAGGGGCGUGACCUUACAGCAUCAGGAGGCGCUCACGCGGCUGCCUCCCCUCCUCUUCCUUUCUCGCUUCGCGCGACUUUCGUCAUGGACUAUGUGCUUUCAGCUUUCUCCACGGGCAGGAGCUGAAUGGGCAUCCUCUUUCCGAUGGAGUUGCGACGAUUCUCCGAUCAUUGACGAAGAUCAUCACAGAGGAUUCUCUUCAUGACCUGAAACAGGCGCAAGAGAAAUCAAGAAACACCGACCAGAAUCCGAAGACUCGCGGUUUCUCGUCCUGGCAAGUACAUACGCACAACCGACAUUCACAAACAGACUUCAAGAACUCUAAUACUGGUCCGAAUCAAAGCCAACUCUACUCUAUCUCUACUCGGUCUCUGCUCUAGCGCUAACGAACUCUACCGAACUGCAUACAGAACGAUCUUCAUACAGAAUUGCUCUUCAUGUCUAUCACAAGAUGCAUUCAGACGCCUUUCCUAGUUCGCUUCGCCAGGUCACUUGCGUGACCAGCUCAGCGCAAUGGGGUAGAUGCGUCUGUCAUGUGCAUCUGCGACCGACUUCCUUGCGUGUCGUCAUGUCUGAAGACACCAAACACACCGCCAAGCAUUCUCACUGCUUGCGGUCAUCUUUCCGCUCCUUCUUCUUUUUUUUGUUCGUUUUUCAACGAUUUCGCACGGCAAAAACGUUCUUAAAAGGUUGCAAAGGGUUGAAGAAUUUCUUCGAAAGAUUCAACAUGUACGAUUUACAUCGUCUUUUUGUUUUGUUUUUCUUUUUCUUUCUCUUUCUCCUCUCUCUCUCUCUUCCUCCUCUUGACCGAAUUCAUCGAGCUCCUUAGGCAGCUCCGGCGUUCUCGGUCUUCUUGUCCUCCUUGUUCUCGUUCUCCUUCGUGUCCGUCUCGGUCUCGGUCUUCUUGUCCGUGUCUUUCUCGUUCUCGUUGUUGUCGUUGUCCAUGUCCUCGGCCAUGGUCUCGACCUCGUUACCCUUGUCCUCCGUGUCCUUGUCUUUGGCCUCGGGCUCGACCUCGGCGGCCUUGGUCUCGGUGUCCAUGUCCUCGGCGACAAGCCCGGGAGGGGUAGAACUAGACCAGGGGGCCGCGUUAACGCCCGGCAUUACCGGCGUAAGGGCGAAAGAGCUCGGGGAAGUCGGUGGCCCGUAAAUGGUGGGGGUCGGAGCUUCCAAAGGGGUGAGGCUAGACAGGUACAGGGGCGGGGUGUUCCCGUACUCCUCCGGGGUGUUCAAGUGGUACGGGGUGGGGCCGGGGGUUUCCGUCGGGGGAAAGUUCGGCGGCGUGUCGUUCCCGGCCGUUUCCGUACUCGUCUCCUCGCUGUCGGAUCCCGUGGCCCCUUGCAGGGUUUCGGAUACCAACGAGCGAAGACGAGCCCCAGCGCGUUCGAUGCGGCUGGCUUUCCCUUCGAUUUUGCGCAAAGCCUUGCGCAACGCACGGCGGGACAUUUUGGGCAUCUUGUCAAGGGGUUGGCAGUGUUAGCGAGAACACAAGGCCAAACAGUUCAAAACAAGCCGAAGGGGCUGAAGUUGUUCAAAUCCUAAAGGGGUCAGCUGUAUGACUUGCGUCCACAGGCUGCCAACGACCUGAGGGCAAUGGGAAAAGUCUCAAAGGUUCGGGAUCCCGCCAGCUGUAGGGCUGGCCUAAGCAUUUCCAUGACGGGGAUCAGGUCGGUCAUCAUCAUCAGGCGGAUCCUAGGGAUUCCGAUCAUCAUCAUGCUAGCGCUAAGGGUAGGGAUUUAGAUCCUAAGGAUUCCGAUCAGCUAAGGCCUUGGGUGUUGGGAUCGAUUUAGGUCGGUGAGAUUCUUGAGCAUUUGGCUGCGCAGGCAGCUGCAUAAUGAUCUUCGUCAACAUAUAGCCACGUUAUUUUACUUUUAGAUGAGCAGAAAUUUGAUGCCACAGUCACAGAAGGAACAGGGUAAAAAAUGGAAAUGAGUGGCUGCAAUUACAACUAUUACGAAGAGCGCGAUGCAACUUUUGAACAGGAUAAAGAGCCCAACUUUCCGGACGAGUGCGGCCUGUUCGCCUUUCAACUGAAGCUCCUCACCGCGACGCCCGCGACCUCUUCCCUGCUCCCCGCAACCGCGGGCGGAACGGCGACGUCCACCUCUAUCGCGUUUCCGCUGUCGAAAGUUGUUCGCACGAACGCCGUGCAGACGGAGUACACCGUCGUCUCGGUCGGGAAGCCGAAGUACGCGCACCCGAAGCCGUAUGAGAGUGUCAGGAUCGAAAUCGACAAAAUCAAAUUCAAAAAAUUUGUAAUGCAUAAAAUGUAGGGCACGCGCACGUAAGGCCUGUGUUGGGGAGCAGGCAAAUGAGGCCGAUUGCUAGCCUGUUUAGGGGUAUGGAAUGUGCUGCCAGAGUAGCAUGAGAGGAGCCGUCUUCUUUGCCCAAACAGCAUGACAGACUGGAUUUUGGCGCUCCCCAAAUUUGUCAUGCGCCACUUGGAAACUGCGGCCCCAACUGGUAUCGAUUAUAUGCAUCACAAAGUAUUUCGAUUUUGUUCUUGAUUUCGAUCCUGACAGUUCCAUAAACCGCACCUGAUCGAAAACCCGUUUGGGCAGUUCCACUUCGUCACGUGGCGGCGGGUCCCGAGCGAGCGCACGCAGGACUUCCAUGUGUGGUUGGACGACCAGGAGGUCUACUGGCAGCAGAAGCUGAGCAACUUCGGAACAGGAGACGGUGCGACCACCAGCACGAGCAUUGUGACGGCCAGCGCCACGGGGAACCAGAACAACAACCAGCCGCAAACCUCGCUUCGCGGCGGUCUGGGCAAGUUCGGAGUCGGAGGCCCGAACGCAGCCGAAAACUAUGGGCGGGGUGGAACACAAACGACCGGCGGAGACGACGUAUUGUUACGAAACCAAGACGGAUCGCCACCGGACGGAGACCUACAGGCGCAACAGGUUGCCAGCAGGACCCGGCAGAUCGCCGUGUUUAUCGUGCUACUCCUGGUGAUCUACGUCGCGGCCCGCCUGUACCACUCCAGCCAGCAGGCCGCCAAGAGCGGUUAUUCCGGGAGUAACUCGUUUGCGGAGAGGGUCGUCGAGCUUGCGUCCACGUCCGCGAUGGGCAUGGGUGGUGGCAGCAAGAGUGGCAUGAUGGUCGGAACAUCUUCAUCGUCGGGCACCAGACGCGAAAUGUUCAAGUUCGCCGACGACGAGGACGACUUUGGUGGGGGCGACUUACCGCUCGACGACGGCGGCCUUUUUGCAACAGCCACGUCCACGGAAGGCUACGGGGGCGCCACGCGGAGCUUGCGGCCCAGGUCGCCGUCAAGGGUCACGUAUGGAACUUCCAGCUCCGGUGGCCCACCGGUUCUGUCCGCCGCAAGAAAUGCUGGGAUACAGCCGGGCGGUGGUACUUCGUCGGUAAACGAUUCACUGGCACCAUCGUCGGCUAGUGGAGUACAGCCGCCGUCAGUCGAAACACUACGAGGAAACGCGGCGUCCUUAACUCCAACCUCUAGGUCCCGGUCGAUGUUGCAGCAGGGAGAUGCGGUACUCGAAGAGCACGACAGCACACCCCCACUUGUCGUGGAAGAUCUGACGAGUAGCUUCGUUCCGCCGCUCCCACCCCCGCCCAGCGGGACAACGAGCUCGCUAAACUUGAACCUGACGCCCACGAGUAUGACGGAGGGCACACGAGCGAGGACGCACGCGGCAGGGGUAGCCGUUGCGGGUGGGGGAGAAAUAAAUCCUGGCAGUAUGAUGACUACUUCGCUCAACGACGAUUGGCAGUUGGGAGGUGGGGGCGCACCGCCCUGGGGCGACGACAUCGACCAGUUCUUCGCUACCUCGACGGACGGAAAUGACCCGCUCAUCUAG
Amoebophrya sp. A120 is the source of this 16000-nucleotide messenger RNA. NCBI's taxonomy places the organism in Eukaryota, Dinophyceae, Syndiniales, Amoebophryaceae. The record is from the annotation of a GenBank genome assembly.